Aplysia californica (California sea hare) is the source of this 486-nucleotide messenger RNA. RefSeq lists its product as uncharacterized. The coding region runs from base 1 to 486 and encodes 161 amino acids. The record is from RefSeq and is a predicted model, not a curated record. The transcript has 2 exons. NCBI's taxonomy places the organism in Eukaryota, Metazoa, Mollusca, Gastropoda, Aplysiida, Aplysiidae.
AUGCCGACCAACUACCCCAAGCUUUUGCUAAAGUCUAAAGACUGCCCACUCCCCACCGCUAAUCACAACCAGCUUCGUAUGCCGACCAACUACCCCAAGCUUUUGCUAAAGUCUAAAGACUGCCCACUGCUCACCCCUAAUCACAACCAGCUUCGUAUGCCGACCAACUACCCCAAGCUUUUGCUAAAGUCUAAAGACUGCCCACUGCUCACCCCUAAUCACAACCAGCUUCGUAUGCCGACCAACUACCCCAAGCUUUUGCUAAAGUCUAAAGACUGCCCACUGCUCACCCCUAAUCACAACCAGCUUCGUAUGCCGACCAACUACCCCAAGCUUUUGCUAAAGUCUAAAGACUGCCCACUGCUCACCCCUAAUCACAACCAGCUUCGUAUGCCGACCAACUACCCCAAGCUUUUGCUAAAGUCUAAAGACUGCCCACUGCCCACCCCUAAUCACAACCAGCUUCCACCAGCCAUAAGUCUUUGA